AUGAAAGCAUAUGACUAUUUUAUCAAAGCAAAGCAAAAUGUAAAUAAAUUUUUAUUUUGGUAUAAAACAUCCAGUAUAGGGCAUCGGAAUUUUGUAUGGUUAUUUGUUGGGUGUGUUUGUGGAUAUAUAUAUGGAAAAAUUGAAUAUAAUAAUAAAAAAAAAGGAAAAGGAAUAUAUGGAGACUUAAUAUGUGUAGAUGAAUAUAUAAUUAACAAAAAAAAUAUAAUGAAUUUUGAAAAAAAUUAUAAUAAAUUAAAUAUUUAUGCAUUUAAAAAUAGAGGAUAUGAACAUACUAAACUAUUUAAGGCUAUAAAUUGGGAAAAUUCUCCUUUAAGUUAUUUACAAUUACGAUUAUGGAGAGACAAACAAAGUUAUGAUAAUUAUUUAAAAAAUAAACAAAUAAAUGAAUUAUUAGAUAAUGUAAAAAAAGAAUGUAAUUCUUAUACAAGUAGCAUUUACGAAACAAUUGUUGAUGACUCUAUAGUUCGAAUUAUACAAUAA
Plasmodium yoelii is the source of this 501-nucleotide messenger RNA. RefSeq names its product conserved protein, unknown function. The record is from RefSeq and is a predicted model, not a curated record. Bases 1 to 501 code for a protein of 166 amino acids. NCBI's taxonomy places the organism in Eukaryota, Apicomplexa, Aconoidasida, Haemosporida, Plasmodiidae. The transcript has a single exon.